Messenger RNA from Acanthosepion pharaonis, 543 nucleotides. The record is from the annotation of a GenBank genome assembly. Lineage: Eukaryota; Metazoa; Mollusca; Cephalopoda; Sepiida; Sepiidae.
AUGAUAAUUGUCAAAGAUCGAAUCCAUCCAGAAAGGCGGAUUUUCGAGUUUCGUGUACACAUAAAUUUACACAUAUUUACUUGUGAUUUCACAAUCUAUCUAUCUAUCUAUCUAUCUAUCUAUCUAUCUAUCUAUCUAUCUUAUUAUCUAUCUAUCUAUCUAUCUAUCUAUCUAUCUAUCUAUCUAUCUAUCAAUCUAUCUAUCUAUUACCUUCGAGGGAGUGCUCUUUCAUAUUCUCAAGUCGUCGUAUCUCUCUCUCUCUCUCUCUCUCUCUCUAUCUCUCUAUCUAUCUAUCUAUCUAUCUAUGUAGCCAGUUUAAUCUGUUCAUAUCGCUUUAAUUUUGUUACUAAGCAUGUAUGUAUGUACCCAUGCAUGCAUGCAUAUAUCUAUCUAUCUAUCUAUCUAUCUAUCUAUCUCAUAAAGAUUAUCUAUCUAUCUAUCUAUCUCAUAAAGAUUAUCUAUCUAUCUAUCUAUCUAUCUAUCUAUCUAUCUAUCUAUCUAUCUAUCUAUCUAUCUAUCUAUCUAUCUAUCUAUCACUUUUGA